Molecule: messenger RNA, 1295 nt
Organism: Anolis sagrei ordinatus
Lineage: Eukaryota; Metazoa; Chordata; Lepidosauria; Squamata; Anolidae
Source: RefSeq, a predicted model, not a curated record
GGGCGCCUCUGGCUGCUUUCCUGCCUCCAGCCCAGGAAAGAAAGGAAGGAAGGGAGAAAGAGAGAAAGGAGGGCAAGAAAGCAGGGAAAGGAAGGAUGCGGAGGGUUGGGGGGCCCCUGUCUGGGCGGUGGGGGUCCCUCCUCCCCCUCCUCCUGCUGCCCCCCCUUCUCUUCUUGGCCCCCCAGGGACACGCCCUCCGGCACCAGGUCUUCUGGAACUCCAGCAACCCCAGGUUCCUGGCGGAGGAGGGCUACGCGCUGGAGGUCUCUCUGGGUGACAGCGUGGACGUCUUCUGCCCGCACUAUGAGCGCCGCCCCCCGCAGGCUGGGCCGGGCUGGGCCCCGGAGGCCUUUGUGCUCUUCCUGGUGGGCCGCGAGGCCUUCCGCACCUGCUCCCCCUCCGAGUCCCCCCUGGGGGGCGCCCCGCCCGCCUUCCGCCGCUGGGAGUGCAGCCGGCCCUUCGCCCCCUUCGGCGCCGUCCGCUUCUCUGAGAAGAUCCAGAAGUUCACCCCCUACUCCCUGGGGUUCGAGUUCCAGCCCGGGAACGACUACUACUACAUCUCUGUUCCCAAUCCGGGGAGCUCCGGGCGGUGUUUAAAACUGCGGCUGUCUGUCUGCUGCAAGGCAACCACCACAGAAACCGCCACGGAAGCCCCGGAAUCGCAGCCGCACGGAAAGGGAGAAGAACGGCCUGCAAGGGGGUCCGCCGGGACUUUGUGGCCCUUCUCGGCCCCUUUGGCCCUCUUCUUCUCCCUUUGGCUCUGAGCAAAGGACAGCCGGAGGAGAAUCAGGAGGAGGAGGAGGAAUGGCCCUUUGGACAAUGACCGCUGGCCACAUUGCUUUCGGACUUUGGGAGCGACCCCUUUCUGUGGCCGGAAUCCCUCUCCCCUCCCCUCCAAGAGCAGACUGGACCAAAGGGAAUGGACACUACGCCUCCCAUCAUCCCCAGUUGUAUUGGAGGCCUUGCCUGGGAGUGUGUCCGGUUCCCGCUGGAUGUUGGGAUCUGUAGUUCUCCCGAACGGACUUGAGCCAAGCCGGAAGGGGGUUCCGACCCCCAAAACCUUCCCUUUGGACCAUAUUAUUGUCCCCCCCUCCCCCAAAUAUUGUUGUUUUUGUUCUCGAGGAGAACGCCGGGCGGGAAGAAGGAGAAGAAAGCCUUGUCUUCCGUGAAGAUGCCCCUCCUUCCCAACUUUGCAAGCGCGUGCCUUUCCCCUUCCUUCCUUCCUUUUCGGGUUGUUUUCCUUGUUUCCUCCCCUUAUUUUCGGAGCCAAAAACCAUUAAAAAACAUGCCAGAAA